Lodderomyces margitis is the source of this 720-nucleotide messenger RNA. RefSeq names its product DNA polymerase epsilon noncatalytic subunit (gene DPB4). The record is from RefSeq and is a predicted model, not a curated record. Gene Ontology annotation, biological process: leading strand elongation; heterochromatin formation; DNA damage response. The transcript has a single exon. Gene Ontology annotation, molecular function: chromatin DNA binding; protein heterodimerization activity. Gene Ontology annotation, cellular component: epsilon DNA polymerase complex; CHRAC. Lineage: Eukaryota; Fungi; Ascomycota; Pichiomycetes; Serinales; Debaryomycetaceae. The coding region runs from base 1 to 720 and encodes 239 amino acids.
AUGCCUCCAAAAGGUUGGAAAAAGAAUGCGGAUCCAAGUGAGCAGCCGUUCAGGGACACUGAGCCUGUAUCGAUAGAUGAUAUCUUAUUUCCUCGAACAACAAUUCUGAAAUUGGCCAAAUCAAUAACCUCGGACGAAGAUAACCAAAAUAACAUGACCUUGGCAAAGGACUCGCUAUUGGCGUUGCAAAGAUCGGCUACAGUGUUUGUGAGCUACAUGUUGUUUCAUGCAAAGCAAGUGUCAAAAGCCACUGGUAGAAAGACGGUGACUGCUCAAGAUAUAAUGGCAGCUUUGGAGCGAGCUGAAUUUGCAGGAUUCCUCCCUGAAGUUAAACAGAGACUAGGAGAAUUUGAGUCGUUGGCAAAAGCAAAGAAGCAAAAGAAGUUGGAGGAAAAGAGUUCAAGUAAAGAGGAGGAAACAAUGACAAAGAAAUCGAGGGUUGAAACUCCAGAUGGCAAGAUUGAAUCGCGUAAAGUUGUUACAAGUGGCACUGAUGAUGAUGAUGAUGAAGAUGAAGAAGAUGCUGAAAUUGAAGAGACAGAAGAUCGAGAUGAUCUGAGUGACGAAAUCGAGGAUGGGCUGGACGAUGAGGAAAAGGCUGAAACUAAUCCCAUAUCUGAGCUUUCCAAAGAUGAGCAAGAAUUGCGUGGAGAAGAGGUUGAUGAUGAAAAACGUGCUGAAGAAGAGGAUGAUGAUGAGGAGGAGGAGGAGGAGGAUUAG